Messenger RNA from Tachyglossus aculeatus (Australian echidna), 675 nucleotides. Its product is annotated as putative claudin-24. The record is from RefSeq and is a predicted model, not a curated record. Gene Ontology annotation, biological process: bicellular tight junction assembly; cell adhesion. The transcript has a single exon. Bases 1 to 675 code for a protein of 224 amino acids. Gene Ontology annotation, cellular component: bicellular tight junction; plasma membrane. Gene Ontology annotation, molecular function: structural molecule activity. NCBI's taxonomy places the organism in Eukaryota, Metazoa, Chordata, Mammalia, Monotremata, Tachyglossidae.
AUGCAGUCGUCCGGCCUGGGGGUCUCCGUGCUGGGCUGGGUCCUGGCGUGCCUGACCACCUACCUGCCCCGCUGGAAGGACCUGACCCUGGAUCUGAACGAGCUGGAGCACUGGACGGAGGGGCUGUGGCAGGCCUGCGUCAGCCAGGACGAGGGCGGCGCCGUCCAGUGCAAGGAGCUGGACUCCUUCCUGGCCCUGCCGGCCGAGCUGCGGGCCGCCAGGGUCCUCAUGGUCCUGUCCCACGGGCUGGGCCUGCUGGGCCUGCUGGCCGCCGGGGCCGGCCUCGACUGCCUCAAGUUGGCCGUCGGGCCCGGGGGCCGCAAGCCGCGGCUGCUGGCCCUCGGGGCCGCCCUGCUCGGGGGCUCCGGCCUCGCCGUCCUGGUGCCCGUGUCCUGGGUGGCCCGGCAGACGGUCCGCGACUUCUGGGACCCCUCGGUGCCCGACAUCGUGCCCCGCUGGGAGUUCGGCGAGGCGCUCUUCCUGGGCUGGUUCUCCGGCUCGGCCCUGCUCCUGGGGGGCGGCCUGCUGGGCGGCGCGGCCUACCUGGGCUCGGCGCCCGGACCCCCGGCCGGGGACGACGGCCGGGACGCCUGCCGGCCCCUGGAGAUGGCAGGGCGGGCCGCGAAGCCUCGGCUUUUAGCCCGGGACAGCUGGGUGGUGGGACCCCCUCUGUGA